AUGGUCCAUAUACUACCAGAUGUUCUGAGCACAAUAUUCAGUCUGGUUCGCGAGGAGCAAAGCCUUCAUGCUCUUUCCGAACUUUCCACCGUCUGCAGGCUUUGGCGAGACAUUGCACAGCCAGUGCUGUGGUCACAUCUCGUCCUUACUGCCGAUGGUCUUCAGUUACUCGUCGAGAACGCCGGGCGCGCUUCUGACAAGCUCAAAAUGGUGAGAAGUGUCACCCUGCAUAUCGAGGUAGUAACGUCAACGUCCGUCACAACAUCGCGUUCCCAGUACGAUCCAGACAUGUGGGAAUCUAAUAGGCUACAUGGCUUUCCACAGACUCGGGCUCUCCAGCAAAUUAUCGAUCGCUUCACUAUUACGAUCCUCCCCAAGCUCGUGUCAUUGGCCUCGUUCUCCGUCUUCGUCACGAGUCCUUCAGCAUCCGAAGACGAUCACACCCCAAACUCUAUUGGGUUUAGGCUGCAAACAGAAGUCUUGGGACGCUUGCUUAGAGCACUUCCAGCAUCUUGUGAAAGCCUCGAGCUCGACACUGGCGGCACGGACUGGUCGCCAGGACGCGUCUCACAUCAUCUUUGCCCGGAUAUUUGGUACAUCAUGCCUAGACUCCGACACGUCAAGCUGAGAGUACACAACUUGUGCAGCCGUAUCUUACUUCUGAGCUCCGUGGACUCGAAUGACCGUCAUGAUGAACCGGACCUAGCUAGACUAGACCCGUCGGAAGCUGGAAAUUUAUUACACGCGGAUCUUCUUUCAACGCUUAGCAUUUGUAUCCUUAGUCGGGUAGAUGCUGGAUGCACAUUUUCUCUCUGUCCAGAUCUUCAAGCCAACCUGGACCUCGGACAACAACAACCCUGGUUGAUUGGGGGAGGUGGUGGCUAUGAUACCAAGCCACUCUCACUGACCUCCAAUCUUGCUUUGGCAUACAAAUCAGGUUGCUUCCCCGCUGCUCACAAGAUCGAGGUCGUCCAAGACCAACUUUCCUUCAUGUCUGAUAUGGAAGAGUUCCAGGAUGAUAUGUUCAGUAUGACAGACCAAGAGCGACAACGUGCUGAAUUGUAUGGCUACUCGGUGUUAAUCCGAGAUUGUAUCGAAGACAAGACUUAUCCUUUGCCCAUGCGGUAUAUCGGUGAUGGGUACCAUGGGUUAUACGACAAGUCGGACAAUUGUGUCAUCGGAAAAGAGGGGGACUGUAUCAGAUAUGCAGAAAACACGGUCUGGGACGAGACCGUCUACGGAGCUAGGCUGCCCUUUGGUGCUGUUAUAGCGUUAGCGGGCGCAACACCAAAACCUCCACCAAUGCUCUUUACUAGAAAAGAGUGGAGACAAAGAUCAAAGAAGGGAAUGCUUUCUUGGCGGAAAGAGGAGGGAAGGACAGGUGUGAAGAUAAAACGUGUAGUUCCUUUGGACGGUGUUGAUGUCAAGUUUGACUACACGAUGAUGCCUUUGUUGCCUGCUCGCGGAGAGCGCAUACCAGGCGAUGAUCGAAUUGACUGA
Molecule: messenger RNA, 1500 nt
Organism: Aureobasidium pullulans EXF-150
Lineage: Eukaryota; Fungi; Ascomycota; Dothideomycetes; Dothideales; Saccotheciaceae
Exons: 1
Coding region: 1-1500 (499 amino acids)
Molecular function (GO): protein binding
Source: RefSeq, a predicted model, not a curated record